Rhododendron vialii is the source of this 1647-nucleotide messenger RNA. Its product is annotated as LL-diaminopimelate aminotransferase, chloroplastic. The coding region runs from base 55 to 1437 and encodes 460 amino acids. Gene Ontology annotation, molecular function: L,L-diaminopimelate:2-oxoglutarate transaminase activity; pyridoxal phosphate binding. The transcript has 10 exons. The record is from RefSeq and is a predicted model, not a curated record. Lineage: Eukaryota; Viridiplantae; Streptophyta; Magnoliopsida; Ericales; Ericaceae. Gene Ontology annotation, cellular component: chloroplast.
AGAGUCUGGGACCAAGAUUCAAACCAGCGGCUCUCUCUCUCUCUCUCACUGAAAAUGUCGGUGAUGAAUCAAUUGUUGACUUCGAUUUCUUCAACAUCCUCGGGCUUAUUUGGUCAAGAUCACCUCUUGGAUAUAAGACCAAAGAAUGUCUUGCUUCCAGCAACAAAAAGUUGGAUUUGUAAAUGCGUUGCGACGCCUUCUGUUGAGAAAACUGCUUACAAAACAAAGGUCUCUCGCAAUGAAAACAUGGGCAAACUUCAAGCCGGUUACCUGUUUCCAGAGAUUGCUAGAAGGAGGACUGCACAUAUGUUGAAGUAUCCUGAUGCACCAGUGAUAAGCCUUGGAAUUGGUGACACUACUGAGCCCAUUCCUGAUGUUAUAGCUUCUGCUAUGGCAAAGAGGUCAAAUUCACUUGCCACGAUAGAAGGUUACAGUGGUUAUGGAGCUGAACAAGGCGAAAAAUUAUUGAGAGCUACAAUAGCUUCAACUUUUUAUGCAAACCUUGGCAUAGAGGAAGAUGAUGUAUUUAUUUCGGAUGGUGCAAAAAGUGACAUCUCCCGCCUCCAGGUCCUUUUCGGCUCUGAUGUUACGAUUGCUGUACAAGACCCAUCAUACCCGGCUUAUGUAGACUCAGGUGUCAUUAUGGGUCAGACUGGGCAGUAUCAAAAUAAUGUUGGCUAUGGAAAUAUUGAAUACAUGAAGUGUACUCCUGAGAAUGAUUUUUUUCCUGAUUUAUCUACCAUCUCUCGAACGGAUGUCAUAUUUUUCUGUUCACCGAACAAUCCAACUGGUUCUGCUGCAUCAAGGGAUCAACUGACUCAACUGGUACAAUUUGCAAAGGACAAUGGGACAAUAAUAAUCUAUGACUCUGCAUAUGCAUUGUAUAUGACGGAUGACACCCCAAAGUCCAUCUUUGAAAUUCCUGGUGCCAAAGAGGUUGCAAUAGAGAUUUCAUCAUUUUCCAAGUAUGCUGGGUUUACUGGAGUUCGUUUAGGUUGGACAGUGGUUCCAAAAGAACUGCAAUUUUCUGAUGGAUUUCCCGUUGCCAAAGACUUUAAUCGCAUCGUUUGUACUUGCUUCAAUGGUGCAUCUAACAUUGCCCAAGCUGGAGGACUGGCAUGCCUUUCGCCAGAAGGCCUUGAGGCUAUGCAGGAGGUGAUUGGUUUCUAUAAAGAAAACACUCGUAUCAUAGUCGAAACGUUUCAAUCACUUGGUUUCAAUGUGUACGGAGGGAAAAAUGCACCAUACGUAUGGGUGAACUUUCCUGGCGAAAGUUCAUGGGACGUGUUCGGUGAGAUUCUUGACAAGACCCAUGUCGUUACAACUCCUGGCAGUGGGUUUGGACCAGGUGGUGAUGGCUUCAUUAGGGUUAGUGCCUUCGGCCAUAGGGCCAAUGUGUUGGAAGCAUGUAGAAGAUUCAAGAAGCUGUACAAGUGAAAGGAAAUGGUUUCACUUGCCUCCACCAUUUUCUGCCUCAGCAAGCUGCAGCAAAAACUUUCAAUGGUCUUGUUGAUGUUGCAGGUUUUUUUUUUUUUUUCAGAGAAGGCGUUCUGGUUUCUGGAAGAGCCCAGUUUUGAACAUAAAAGUGUUUUUCUGAGAAAAGCUACUUAUGUUGAUAAAAUCAUAUACAAAUUUUGCGGCCUAUAA